UUGAUAAAUAGGCAGCAGCAGGAAGAAGUCGAAACUAAAAAACAACCCCUGUUGGUUUUGCCUCGUGGGCGUUGAGUGUCCUUAUCCGUGACAGUCUUCAGUUCAGUUUUUACUUGCAACAAGGAUGGCAUCAGCAAGAUCAUCGAUUUAUCAAGAUUUGUCUGAGAUUUAUGAUAACGUUAUAAAUAAGGAACAUCCCAGAAAAUUGAUUCCAGAACUGUGCAAGCAAUUCUAUAAUCUUGGAUGGGUCACUGGUACGGGCGGAGGCAUCAGCAUCAAACUUGAUGAUGAAAUCUACAUUGCACCGUCUGGAGUACAGAAGGAACGCAUUCAACCAGAUGACUUGUUCAUCCAGAACAUUGACGGAGAUGACUUACAGCUACCGCCGGAUUACAAAAAGCUGACAAAGAGCCAAUGCACACCAUUAUUCAUGUUAGCGUAUCGUGACAAAAAUGCUGGAGCAGUGAUUCACACUCACAGUCAAGCUGCUGUCAUAGCAACACUUCUGUAAGUAUUGGAUUAAGGCCACAAUCAAUUCUGUAAUACAUAUAAUGAUGGCUGUUGUAAACAUAUAACAUACAGUGGUGGCCAUUUAAAUAAGACAUUUUCAUACAACACCAAUAUUCAUGUUAGCAUAUCGUGACAAAAAUGCUGGAGCAGUGAUUCACACUCACAGUCAAGCUGCUGUAAUAGCAACACUUCUGUAAGUAUUAGGUUCCACGCAAAAUGACGAAUACAUCAGACUCGACCUUCUCCAAUAUAUGCAUAAUUGUUUGAUAUGGGCAAUUAUGGAAAGACUAGAAUCUUUUUUUUUUUGCUAUUUCGCCCUGAACUGCCCUAUACGAUUUAUAAAAGGACUGAAUUCAUGUCAUGUUUUCAGAAUUAUGAAAUCAUUAGAUGUUAUAAUGAUAUUUUUUUAAUAUACAAGUAGAGGUUGCGUUGGACACAUAAAACCCGUAAAUUUAGUUUAAUGAGAGUAGCAAACAGUGAUUAUACCAAUUUUCACUCACUCAGCGAUCAUAAAGUCGAUGAUUGUGACUCUUAAAAAACUAAAUCGACAAAUGCAGGUCACCAGACUAGACGAUACACGCGACGUGAUGCGACAUAUUCAAACAUAACUUCUUAUAAUAAUUAUCAUAAGCUCAUAAGAUACUCAUAAGUCGUAAAGCGAAAUACUUGAAAACUUUUUCAAACAUUUGUUCAUAGACUCUGGGAGAGAAGCUCAAAUUAACAUAAACAUAUUUUGUAGGUGUUGUUUAUUCAAUAUCACAAAUAAUGGUUGGUACACUUAGGAGCGGUGCUGUGUUACGUAGAGAAUGGACAGCAUUAUUGAAAAGCGUUAUAUGCAUCGAUCACGAGUGGAAGUGGGAACGACACGUAUACAUUCAUAUUUUAAGAUAACCAACUGUUGGGAACGAGUGUACCCCAUUAGGCAUAAAUACGUUAGGCAUACGGACGUUAGGCAUACGGACGUUAGGCAUAAUGGACGUUAGGCAUAAAGUCGUUAGGCAUAAUAUACGCUAGGCAUAAUGGACGUUAGGCAUAAAAUACCUUGCUGCUGUGCAACUCUAGAAACCUGCUUAACCUGUAAACCUGUAAACAUUGCUUAAAUUAGGCUUAGCGUUGAAUAAAAAAUGAUACAAGUUAAACAAACAUAGUUUAUUUAAUAAGCACAGUUUGGAAUCCAUUAUUAAUCAUAUCAUAAGUGACGUAUCUUCAUAUUUACUUAGAUCCAUGAUUAGUAGCGAUAGUGGAAAACUCAGCUUAGUUUUGAACUAUAUCUUGAAAUCAAUCGCAUCUAGAAAUAAAAAAAUCACACAUUUGUUGUAAUAUAUUCUUACACACAUAUUGCAAAAGUCAAAGAAGAAAAGGUUUUCCUCAAAGAAUAGCUCAUGAAAUAAAGAAUGGUGAAUUCUGUGAUUUUUCAUUCAAUAACAAAAAAAACAGCCAAGGUUGAAUAAAAUAUGAUGCCAAAGAACAGCUCAUGAAAUCAAGAAUGGUUAAUUCUGUGGUUUUUCAUUCAAUAACAAAAAAACAUACCUGCUGCUUCCAGGAUUUCCUGCCAUACUUUUCGAUACAACAAUUCUGAUUUUGUUGUCAUCAGAAUGAAAACUAGCGGAACCGUCUGCUGAUGUGAGGGAGCGAUACUUCCAUGAACAGUGACGAGUUGCCGAAAUAAACAAGGAACUGUGGCAAACGUACCAUCGGUAACCCAAUACUUUGCCUGUCCAAGACGUCGCAAGUUUUCAUGAGUUCCAAAAAUUAAGGCUCUUUCAUUAUUGUCACCGAAGUCAGCAAUCAAUAGACGGUCUCCAUUAUCAUCCUUCUGGAAUUCAUCCGGUAUAUUAUGCCUAACGUCCAUUAUGCCUAACGUCCUUUAUGCCCAACGUCCAUUAUGCCUAUCGUACAUUAUGCCUAACGUCCGUAUGCCUAACGACCAUAUGCCUAACGUCGUGCACCCGUUGGGAACAUGGACAUCCCGAACGAUCGCUACCAACACCAACACUGCUGAGCUCACUGGUAGCAGAGCUGAACAACACGACAUAUAUGUUCGCAAAGCAAGUCACUGAGGACUACAAAACGUUCGCCUACCGGGUGAACAAACUGUGUGUCGAAUUCGAACUUGGGAAGCUUUCGGAGAACUAGUUCAAAUGCCUCAUGUUCGUCUGCGGGCUGAAAGCGGGAAGCGAUGCGGAGGUCAGAACCAGGUUGCUGAGCAGAAUCGAGGAGCGGAAUGACAUCACGCUGGAGCAGAUUUCGGACGAAUGUCAACGGCUUCUGAACCUCAGGCGAUGAUAGAGGCAGCGUCUUCGUCGACAGCAGUGCAAGCAUUGAAGCGGAAGCAGUUCGGUGGGAAGCAUUCCCGCUCAGGACGUGGAUCACCAGGUUCAAGAUCCCCGAAUCAGCGAGGUGUCGUUCCAGCAACGCCUUGUCGGAACUGUGGCGCCACGCACUAUUCCAAGGACUGCCCCUUCCUCAAAAAUCGGUGUAAGAAAUGUGGUCAGGUGGGCCACAAAGACGGGUAUUGCUCAAGCGCCAAAAAGGUGAAUUCUCCAGGCAAGCGGUACUCGUUCAAGCCGAUGGUAACUAGAAGCGUGCAGGUGAAGAACGUCCGGAAGCGUACACUGAACCAAUAUGACAUAUUCCUGUUAUGUGGAAAUCUCAUAAAUUUGCGCUAUAAAAUAAUCCAUUGAAAAUGAUAUGAUUGAAAAUGUGUCAGGUAAAUUCCAUAUGAAUAUCUGAUACAUUUACAAUGCUGGUAAUUUGGUAACUUUAUAUGAUCGUCAUAUGAUAAAUGAAAAUCGGUCAAAUUAUAAUAAUUAACUGAAAUGGAUUUGAAACCCAUAAGCAUAAGCUUUACUUUUCACCACAAUAUAAUAUAUGUGUCAUAAAUCAAUCGAAGUAAAGUUUAUAAGAUAAUCACAUUUUCUUCUUUUGACACAUACAUUUAAUCGAUUUCUAAAAAUAAAUCGAAAAUAAACAUCAGGCCGUGGGAGUUUUCACAGUUGUCUUUUUUAUUGUAGCUGAUUUGGGAUUCGAUCCAUAACUGUUGAGGUGUGAAUGAUUUCGGUGUCUGCGCUCGAUCCCACUGGGCCACGGCUGAUUUCAAUAUUGAGCUCGUUCAAUUAACAUGAAGUAAGAACAACUCUCCCGACAUGGAAUGUAGUGCAACGUUAUGCUCGUUUUGCUAGAAGGAAGAAAAAUAACACUGACAAAUUUAUACUCCGUUUCGGUGGUUACACGAAUUCAAAUCUUUCUUAAUGCUCCUGUGUGCAAUAAAACAACGACUACAUUAUAUGAGUUCAUGUUACUUGUUCAUGAAGUUCGAGUACUAGUGCUGGAAUCUGUAUUAGCCGUGUAGAAGGCUUACAAUUAGAAUAUUAGCAAAGUAAAUAUUGCAGUAGAAUCAUUUUUUUUUCGAGCUCAAUACAUUCUUUUCCGCAACCCCUUAUCUAAUGAAACAAUAACAAACAAAGAUUAUUCAAUACAGUAUCAUUGUCGUUAGCAAUAUUUAGCUCAACUAAUCAUUUUAAUAAGUGUACGAUAACAUCGUUGAAAAUUGUUUCAAUAAUUUAUGAAGAACAAUCAUGUGUAUUUUAUUGGGAGCGAUAUUCAUCCCGAGGGGCUAUCAACUUGAGUAUUUUCGAUUCGGCUACACGACUUGAAAAGUUGUAUUUUAUAUUUUUUCGUAUUUAUGUAUUUUUAUGUUUUGUGAAUUUUUGUAUUAAAGUGUAUUAAAUUCAUUAUCAAAUGUAUUUUUCGUGAACAAAGUAUUUUCGAGGUAUUUUAGAGUGUUUUUAUUAGGGUAUUUUAGUUUCAGCGUGUACGCAUUUACGUAUUUUUUGUGUAUUUUACGAAGUCUGUAAUUACAAUUCAGCUGAUUAAUGAAGUUGAUCGCCCCUAUUCAUCUCAGAAAACCAUGCCAAAACAAAGGUUUUCUGUUGGAUUUCUUAAAAGGCAAAUCUAUAUGACUAUAUAAUGAUUGGGAUAGAUCUGUUUACAAUCUUUAAACCUCAAAAAUCAAAGGAAGCUAUACAUGUUUUUCUAUACUGCAAACUUAAAUGACUGUCCAAUAGUUUCUACAUGGCUGUUAACACGCGACAUAUCAACAAACGUCAAAAAUCGUUAAAAGCAACUCCAAUAAAAUAUGCAUGAUUAUUAGACUGAGGCAAAAUUUGAAAUUUUCGCCCCAAACGGUUCCAAAUUGGGUCCUGAUUAGCCUCUCAAAAUUUGAACUACUUUAGUAAAAAAAUGACUUGGCACAAACCAUUUCAAGUUUAUAUGGGAAUUACUAUGGGAGAACUUAUGUUUUUGUUGAUAUCUAUCUAACAAUUCACCACAUCAUUAUGCUUUUAAAAAUGAUAGCAGUGAUUGUAGCAAAUUUUCUCGGCUACAUCUUUGUUGAAAACCACUUUUCAAUUAAAUGUAAGGAACAGUAGUUAUUAAUGAUUCAAGUCACUGAUGUCUUAUGAUUAUGCUCAUUCAACUGUUCAGCAGGCAACAUUGGUGUUUCUGGUGCGAAGAACAGAGCACAAAUAUCAUGGCUACUAUGUCACAUUGCAGAAUCCAGUGUUGCCCACAAAACAGCUGCUUGAUCAUGCCAUAAGAUUAUCAAUCUCUUAAACAAUUAAUAACUACUUAAUUUGACAUUUGACUGAAAAACGAUAUUUCGCAAAGUUGUAGCUUAGAAAAUUUUCCGUAAGAAUAGAAAUAGAAAAGCAAUAUGGAAAAUGGGUAGAAGACAAUGAACAAAAAGUUUAGUUUUCCCAUAGUAAUUUCCAUAUAAACUUCGAAUGGUUUGUGCCAAGUCAGUUUUUUACCAAAUGAGAUUAAAUUUUGGGAGGCUAAUCAGGACCUGAUUUGAAACCGUUUGAGCAGUGUGGAGCAAAAAUUUCAAAUUUUGCAUCAGUCUAAUGAUUAUCUUAUAAGAUAUAUCUUUUAGUGAGCAAUAUUCAUCAUGAAAACAGGUAUAUUUUAUAGUGCAAACUUAUAUGAUUUUCCAUUAGUUUCUAGAUGUCUGUUCUCACCCAUGACAUAUCAACAGUUUUUCACCAUGAAAUAUAUCAGACAAUAUUCAAAUACGUCUUACCUAUCGCUAACCACGUACGAAGCAAAGUUUUAUCAAGUACUAAGUAUGUGAAAUUACGAUAGAAAUCAUUCCAUAUCGCAGUCAUAGUUUUUAAGUGAUAAUCCAAUGGAAUCUAUCAAUCAUCACAUAGAAUGAAUAAAUCUGCUGACAUUUCUAUGUUAUAAGAUGGAUCCAAUAAACGGUGCAUGUCGAUUUGUUUCAGUGUAGGAGAUUUGUGAAAGCGGAAGUCAACGGCAGGUAGAUCAGUCUCCAACUCGACACUGCGUCGGAUAUCAGCGUCAUUUCCGAGCAACCAUGGCGGCAUAUAGGAAAACCCACAGCAAUUCCUGCAAAAAUUCAAGCCGCUACUUCAUCGGGCAAACCCUUAAAGCUGGAGUUUCAGUGUUCCUGUGAAGUUGCAAUCAAAGAGGAGAAGCAUCAAGGUCGAUUUUUCGUGGUCAAGCAGCAGCUCAAUCUUCGCUUGGCUGGCGCACUGCAAGGUCUUCAGUCAAAUCGACCUUUCAAAUGCGUUCUUGCAGGUGGAGGUGGAUGAAAGCUGUCGAGAGCUGCUCACCAUCAACACACAUCGAGGUCUCUAUCGGUACAAUCGGCUUCCACCGGGACUUAAGGCAGCACCCGGAGCGUUUCAGUAGCUUGUGGACACAAUGCUCGCUGGACUCAACUGCACUUCGGGGUAUCUCGAUGAUGUUCUGGUCGGCGGAGUCGACGAAGCGGAACAUUGGCGCAACCUUCAAGCCAUCCUUCGUCGUAUUCAGGAGUUCGGAUUCACCAUCAAAGCGGAAAAGUGCUCGUUUGGCCAGCGUCAAAUCAAGUAUCUGGGACACGAGAUGGAGAUGGGCAUCAGGAGUGAUUCUGGAGCGAGUGGGACAGGUGAUGUUCAACGUGUGGGUUGAAGACAGGCGGAUGAUUUGUUCGCACAUCAACCAGCUGAGAAGCCGAACAAACGCCGACAGUAAGUCAACGUCUGGCUCGAUUCCGUCCAAGACAGACAAGCAACAGUUGCCUCUGGACAUCUUACUACGAGCCUGGAACCUGCACAAGCCAACCCAGUCACAACCAACAGGUCCAUCCACAUUACCGAGACCAUCACCGUCACCGGUUGCACAAACGCCAUCAACACUCUAAACGCCGGUUGAACAUUCGACACCACAGCAAGUCUUGUCAUCCACGCCAGCUUCUCCGAGCCUAGUUUGGGUUACUCCGGAAUCGACAACUUCGUCGACAACAGACCUUGCUCAGCCAUCGUCUACGUCCGUAGUCCCAUCGUUCUCUACAACAAGCCAUGUGUCACUUACAUCAGUAGAAACCGAAACAGCUGUCCAGGUAUCUCGCCGCUCUUCACGUCUAUGAAGACCACCGAUUCCCGAGCAAAGUCGGUUGAAAGCAAAAUGAAAGCAAAUCGAUAUUAAAGUUUGCAGUUCCUAUCAUAAUGAAAACUCAUUUUGAUUUCAAUUGUCGCGACAGAAGUCUAAUAUCAUAUUGUGCUUUCAUUAUGCAGUCAAGACUUUUUAAUUCAAAGCAAUUUAACUUGAAGUUCUGCUGUUAAUUUCUUGUUUAAAAUUUGAUUUAUGUUCAUCUGUCCUUGAACUAACGAUUAUUGUUUAUUUGUUUUGUUUAACACAUUUUAGGUCAUUCGUGACUAGCCCGAGGUGACAUUUGAGCUCAAAUCGUUCAGCGUGAGAAGCAUGGAUGCUAACCAAUUUACGACAGGCCCGUAUUCAGUCAAACAUUAUGAAUGCAAAAUCAGUAAUCAAGUUGAUUUCAUUGAGAGCAGAAUUAGUUUUCCGUUUGAUUCAACAGUGUAAUAUUUUGCUCUCAUUUUUGCUGUGUUAACCGUUAAGUCAACCAAAAUGAGAUCAAAUGGAGUCUUCAAAAUAAGUUACAUCUGAACAGCAAAUUCUGAUUUCAAUUUGAUCUCUAACUUUGCUCGGGUUAGGUUCGACCCGUACCAGCUGUAUUAAGAGGGGAGAUGUUGGGAACAUGGACAUCCCUAACGAUCGCUACCAACACCAACACUGCUGAGCUCACUGGUAGCAGCUAAGCUGUCACCCGUAGAUGCACGAACCGGCAUAAGAAAGAAGAACAACACGACAUAUAUUUUCGAGUCCGUCAUCUUGUAUCGUGUGCGCUUCCCGCAAGUCAAUGUAUACUUUUAGUUCGUUUAGCUUAGUUAGUGCGUUCGUAACACCAACAAAAAAUUUUUUGAAAUCUUUUUA
Molecule: messenger RNA, 7806 nt
Organism: Ochlerotatus camptorhynchus
Lineage: Eukaryota; Metazoa; Arthropoda; Insecta; Diptera; Culicidae
Product: probable methylthioribulose-1-phosphate dehydratase
Exons: 5
Coding region: 125-511 (128 amino acids)
Cellular component (GO): cytoplasm
Molecular function (GO): methylthioribulose 1-phosphate dehydratase activity
Source: RefSeq, a predicted model, not a curated record